UGACGGCACGUGUUGGUCCAUAAUUACAGUCAUAAGCUCUGCGAGAAUCUUAAAGAUAUAAUCUCAAAGUGAAAAGGUCGUAUGUGUUCGGUGAAAGUGGAAAUUUAAGUCACUCACGUUAGAAGCUUGCGCGAGUUCGGACUGAAAAGCGGAAACCCUGGCUCGUAGUGGGGACAGAAUCCGCAAGUUUCAUGUAUUAGAGAGAUGCAAUCCGUCGGGGAUGUGCAUCUGCGGAAAUAUCGCGGAAGACAAUGCCAGAUUUAUUCUUCUUGCUUUUGUUCUUGCCGUUUAUAUGCUCGCUGGAGCUGCCUUGUUCCAAACAUUAGAAGCUGAUCUUGAAAUUCGUCAGGCCUCUGAAUUUUGGAGAAUAUAUAACGCCUUUAAAAAAUAUCACUUGAGAAAUAGUCCUCAUGCAAUUCAACGUUUACAUGAGUUGCUUUAUGCUUAUGGAAAUGCAUCGGCAAUUGGUAUCAUCAAUAAAAGACGACGUUGGGAUUUUUCUGGUAGUUUUCACUUCGUUGGAACCAUUGUUUCCACAAUAGGUUAUGGAAGUACUGCUCCUCAAACCACUGCUGGAAGAGCUGCAGUAGUUCUUUAUGGAUUUUUUGGAUGUUCAGGUGGAAUUUUAUUCUUUAAUCUGUUCCUGGAGCGAAUAAUUACCUUCUUAGCCUGGAUUUUGCGAAGUCUUCAUUUGCGACGUUUAAGAAAUCGUUUACGACAGACAACUCUUGCCUCAAGACGAAGUAUAAGAGGUGGAUCAAGUAGAGAUGGAAAUAAGGGCUCUCUGCCGGAUAUUCUUGAUGACGAGGAAGAUGUUGGUUUGGAGCAUUGGAAACCAAGUGUUUAUUGGGUGAUGCUCUAUCUUUCAUUGGCCUCGUGUGUAAUUGCUUGUAGUGCAGCUGCUCUUUAUGCUCCAUUGGAAGGCUGGACUUACUUCGAUGCUAUUUACUUCUGCUUUGUCAGUUUUGCAACAAUUGGCUUUGGAGAUUUUGUCAGCACUCAGCAGACCACUUAUCCAUAUCUCCACCUGUACAGAAUCGCCAACUUUCUCUUCCUAGUACUAGGAUGCUGUUGCAUCUAUUCUCUAUUAAACGUGACGUCGAUUGUCAUAAAACAGGGACUCAAUCUUAUAAUACAAAAACUUCGUUGCGGAUCUCAUGGUAUGGCUGCUCCACAUUUACCAAGAAGAAAAUCAUCAAUAGCGGCAAUUUACUAUCCGAAAAGAAGAUCAACGAAAAUUGCCGCAAGAGAUUCUAUUAGAAUUGAUGAUGAAUCAGAUAAUUCGCGACGAAUGUCUGGCGAGUUAAUUUCAAUGAAAGACUUUCUUUCGGCCAAUAAAGUGUCAUUAGCAAUUAUGCAAAAGCAACUUUACGAGACAGCUCAAAUGAAUAGAGCUGAUGAUAUUCCCGUUGCACCAAUACAUCAAACAAUGUUUAAACCAGGAGCAGUUGGUCCUCUUGCAAUUGCUAGUGAAAAAUUUGAAGAUCAUUCCACUGGCCGGUAGCUAAUUUGUUGAACAAUCACUAGAAUGAAGCAAUAGAAAACAAUUAUUGUAAAAUAACGCAUAAUAAUUUAUGCGCUAAAACGCUUUGUAAUAGAUGUAAAUUUAAUGGCUGACAAAAAAAAAAUUGUAGCUUGCCAAUAUUUUUUUAAAUGAACUCUAGUCGGAAAAAAAACGACUUUCUAGAAUAAGAUGUGAAUUUUUGCCGUAGCCAACAAUUUUUAUAAAUUAGCGUAGUAAAAUUUGAUCUCAAAAAAAAGUUUUGAUUUAUAUUUUCUAUUCUUUAAAAUUACUUUUUUUUACUUUCUUUGAUUUAGAAAGUAUUUUUAUUCU
Molecule: messenger RNA, 1834 nt
Organism: Leptopilina heterotoma
Lineage: Eukaryota; Metazoa; Arthropoda; Insecta; Hymenoptera; Figitidae
Product: potassium channel subfamily K member 13-like
Exons: 5
Coding region: 221-1504 (427 amino acids)
Biological process (GO): potassium ion transmembrane transport; stabilization of membrane potential
Cellular component (GO): membrane
Molecular function (GO): potassium ion leak channel activity
Source: RefSeq, a predicted model, not a curated record